This is a messenger RNA of Aspergillus welwitschiae, 318 nucleotides long. RefSeq lists its product as uncharacterized. The transcript is spliced from 2 exons. The record is from RefSeq and is a predicted model, not a curated record. NCBI's taxonomy places the organism in Eukaryota, Fungi, Ascomycota, Eurotiomycetes, Eurotiales, Aspergillaceae. Bases 1 to 318 code for a protein of 105 amino acids.
AUGCAAGUCAAAACAUUCAUUACCUUUUUCUUCCUCGGUGUCGGCAUAGCUACGGCAGCUGAGACGACAUGUGAUAACAGCUCUUCCCAGAAGGGCUGUAACUGGGAAGGCACUGCUCCAUUUUGCGAUGGAAGCAAUCAUCCUGUUGGUUACAAAGAUAAUGGUUGGACGCUUGUGGCAACAACCAAGUAUGAAGACCAUACAGCUCUGGAACUCACAGGCAAGAUCAGCCUGGAAUGCUAUGAAAUCUAUGGAUCCGGCUGCGUGACUGGUUGGAAGAACUUGUGGUGUCCGUGGUGCAGGACUUAUGGGGUAUAA